Messenger RNA from Drosophila nasuta, 5254 nucleotides. RefSeq names its product protein tyrosine kinase 7 (gene otk). Gene Ontology annotation, cellular component: plasma membrane; signaling receptor complex. The coding region runs from base 1334 to 4444 and encodes 1036 amino acids. Gene Ontology annotation, biological process: multicellular organism development; positive regulation of neuron projection development; cell surface receptor protein tyrosine kinase signaling pathway. NCBI's taxonomy places the organism in Eukaryota, Metazoa, Arthropoda, Insecta, Diptera, Drosophilidae. Gene Ontology annotation, molecular function: ATP binding; transmembrane receptor protein tyrosine kinase activity. The record is from RefSeq and is a predicted model, not a curated record. The transcript is spliced from 7 exons.
GUCUUCAGUAAUAAACAGACGUCGAACGCAGGCGGUUCUCCAAGCGUAAUUUGUAUCUGCUGCGUGUUCUGUGUUCUCAGUGUUGUGUGUUAUAUGUACUGCGUAUCUGUAUCUAUCGCUCCGCAACGGCGACCCCUCUUGAAUCCAUCCAAAACGUAAACCGAAAAACAGCAAACAAUAAGAAAUAAGCAAUAAGAAGAAUAUACGAAAAACACCCACCAAAAUACACACACACAACAGAGAAAGGCAAAAAUAAAGCCGGUUCAGUUCGGUUCAGUUCGCUAAGGCAUGCCAAGGAUGCAGUGCAUUGAACAUUUUGUAUCUUUGGGAUACAAAUUAAGUUGAUUUGUUGCGCUCGCCGUGUGUGCGCUUUUCGGAGUUUAAGUCGCUGUCCUGCCCCGGUCUGAUCUGGUCUGGACUGGCCUGGUCUGGGUAAUUGAACUGCACCCCGUCCACGCAACACAAUCAAAAGAGUAUCUGGCCCCCGUCUUCUGGCUUGCAUUUUGUGUAUCUAGAUACCUUUGUCGGUAACGGUGUCGUUGUCGGUGUCGGUCUCGGUCUCGGCCUCAGUAUCGCAGCGUCGUCGCAGUUUCAGUCGCAGUUGGUGUCGAUAUCGCUGCCAUUACAAUUUGACGACAGCAAAGGCAGCAGCUUGCUUGUCGCUUGUCAAUCUAGGCGCUGAUAAAAAAACGCAACCACAAAACAUAAACCAACAUCAACAAUAACAACAACAACAACAACAACUAGCAGCAAGUGCCGUGAAUCGUCUUGGUAUCUCUUUUUUGCCUUUUGGUCGCCGUGUUCAGUGAUAAAUGCAUUUCAUGCGUUCCAACUAUGUAAAUACCAAUUUAAUUUGAGUGUCUACAGUAAAUACAGCACACAGUGCCCAACUCCCUCCGAGCCGUUCAAAAAGGCAGUCAGCAGUCAUCAUCAGUUGGAAUCGUUGUCGCUGUCGCUGUCGUCGUAGUUGUCGUUGUCGUUGUCGUUGUCGUUGUCGCUGUCUGACUGGGCCGGGCAUCCAAAUAUUGAAUAUUUACACAUGCGUUGAGAGUGGAGUGCAUUUUCGAGUGCCUGCACUUACGAGUAUAGGGAUAUACUCGCAUAUACUCGAGUGCGAUACGGAUACGAAUACGAAUUUGAGUACCUAUAUAAUCAUCACCAUCAUCAUCAUCAUCGUCGUCACUUUGUCCGAGUGCAUGUGUGUGCGAGUGAGUGUGUUAACAUAGUUUGCUAAUUGGCCUAUAAGCCAGAUCUGAGAUACUUCAAGACACUCAACAAGCAUUCCCCGAGAAUCUAUCGCACACAACGCAACACAACACAACAAUCAACGGAUAUGAAUAUGCUGUUGAUGCUCAGCCUGGCGAUUGCUCUAUGCGCUCCCAGCCUGGCCAGCUCAUCACGUUCCAUUCAACCGGGCCAGAGUCAGGCCAUCAUCGAGAACGAUGCCGUUGACUUUAGCUGCGAGGCAAGGGCAAGUGGACCCUCCAGCGAUUUGCAUUACGAGUGGUUGCAUAAUGGUCAGCAAAUUGUGUAUGACAAACGUGUGCAACAAAUCGACGGCAAUUUGCAUAUCGAGUCGGUGCAACGCGACGAUGCCGGCGACUUUGUGUGCAUUGCAACCAGUGUAGCCAGCGGCGCCAGGCAGGAGUCGCCUUCAGCUAAAUUGAGCGUGAUAUAUCUGGACUCGGCAAGCGUGCAACUGCUGGGCAGCAAUCGAAACGAGUUGUUGCUCAAGUGCCACGUAGAAGGGGCCUCUGGCGAUGAGCCGUUGCGCAUUGAAUGGUAUCGGGACAGCGCUAAGCUGAGCACCUGGCAGAAUGUGGAGCUGCAACAGCAUCGAUUGCUGGUGCGACAGCCGAGCAGCGCCGAUGAUGGCUUCUACCGCUGCAUUGCCUCCAAUGCGGCGGCGCGUGUGAUGAGCAAACAGGGCUUUGUGUAUCAGCAUCAGCACGAGAAUCAUACGAGCGGCAUACCCAAGUGCCUGCCCAGGUUGAAGAAGAAUCAAAAGCUGCCAGAGUCGUGGGGCAAGCAAGUGUUCUUGUGUCGCGGCAAACGUGGAGGUCCCGGCGGCAUGGAUCAAUCACUGUCACUGCCACCAUCUCCCGAGGGUCUGCGCAUUGAGCAAGGCCCCAACGCCAAGCUAAUCAUCAAGGAGGGAGACUCGGCUGCCCUCAGUUGUCUCUACGAACUGCCCGCCGAGCUGCAAAAUCAACGCAUUCAGCUGCGUUGGCGGAAGGAUGGCAAAGUGCUGCGACAUGUGGAGCUGGGUAGUGCACUCAUAACCGGUCAGACACUGGACUUCAGCAAGGACGCCCUGCUGCGUGAAGACGGUCGCCUUGUGCUGCACAAGCAGAAUGGCACCCUUAGCUUUAGCAGCAUUAUUGCCAGUGAUGCCGGACAAUAUAUGUGCCAAUUGCAGCUGGAGGGUCAUGUGGCAGUCAACUCAGCACCUGGGACUUUGGAGGUCAUUGAGCAGCUGAAAUUUAUGCCGCAGCCGACGUCGAAAAACCUGGAGCUUGGCAUUCUCGGCAAGCUGCACUGCAAGGCACAGGGCACUCCAACACCACAGGUUCAAUGGCUGAGGGAUGCGGCGAAUGACUCGCUGCCAGAGCACGUGGAUGACAUCAAUGGCACUUUAACCUUUAAGAAUGUGACCGCCGAGCAUCGAGGCAACUACACGUGCAUGGCCAGCAAUAGCCAGGGACAGAUUAACGCCACAGUCUCCAUCAAUGUGGUGGUCACACCAAAGUUUAGCGUCGCACCCGUGGGACCCAUUGAGACAACCGAACAGGCCGUGGCUGUUAUACACUGUCAGGCAAUUGGAGACCCCAAGCCAACGAUACAGUGGGACAAGGACUUGCAAUUCCUUAGCGAGAACAACACGGAUCGUCAGCGUUUCAGCUUCUUGGAAAAUGGCACACUCGAAAUCCGCAAUGUCCAGGCCGAGGAUGAGGGUAAAUACGGCUGCACAAUUGGCAACAGUGCGGGAUUGAAGCGCGAAGAGGUUCGUCUGCUGGUGCGCAGCAAUGGCGAUGGUUUCAUCACCGAGGAAUCAGCUGGGGAUGGUGUUCUAGUGACACGUGCCGUGCUCAUCACCAUGACCGUUGCCUUGGCCUACAUUGUGCUUGUGGUGGGACUGAUGCUCUGGUGUCGCUAUCGUCGCCAGGCGCGCAAGGCUCGCCUCAAUGAGAUGAGCAUUAAGGAGGCCGGCGGUGAUCAGCCGGAAUCGGGAAAGAACACUGAGCAGGAGCCAUGUCUGGCGAAGCAAUCACGCAACGGACACAGCAAAUCUCGAGGCGCCAACGGGGAUGCCCAGAAAUCCGAUGACACCGCCUGCAGCCAACAGUCGAGGGCAUCAAAGAAAUCGGCUCAUAUCUACGAGGAACUGGCUCUGCCUCGCUCCGGUCUCAGCGAGCUCAUACAAAUUGGACGCGGAGAGUUUGGCGACGUCUUUGUUGGCAAGCUGAAGGCUUCGCUGGUGUCGACGCAGUCACAAAGUGACAAGGACACGGAUCCGGAGAAGCAGCACAGCAACAGCGAGAAUGGCAGCGGAGCCAGCGGCAGCGGAAGCACUACAUUGAGUACGCUGAACGAGAAGCGUCGCUCUAAGACCUCAAUGGAUGACAUCGAGGAGAUCAAAGAGGAGGAACCGUCACAGCCAGACCAAACGGAAACCACACCCGAUCAACUGGUGCUGGUCAAGGCACUCAACAAGGUUAAGGAUGAGCAGGCUUGCCAGGAGUUUCGACGACAACUCGACUUGCUACGCGCCAUCUCGCACAAAGGUGUCGUGCGUCUGUUUGGUCUGUGCCGGGAAAAGGAUCCGCACUACAUGGUGCUCGAGUACACAGACUGGGGAGAUCUCAAACAAUUUCUACUGGCAACCGCUGGCAAGGUAAACACUGCCACAGCUGGAUCCUCACCACCGCCACUAACUACAAGUCAAAUGUUGGCUGUGGCUUAUCAAAUAGCCCGUGGCAUGGACGCCAUCUAUCGCGCCCGAUUCACACACAGAGACUUGGCCACUCGCAACUGCGUUAUCUCCAGUGAAUUUAUCGUGAAAGUAGCUUAUCCGGCACUGUGCAAGGAUAAAUAUAGUCGGGAAUAUCACAAGCAUCGCAACACGCUGCUGCCAAUUCGCUGGCUGGCACCAGAGUGCAUCCAAGAGGACGAGUACACCACCAAAAGCGACAUCUUUGCCUUCGGUGUGGUGGUGUGGGAACUAUUCAAUCAAGCCACCAAGCUGCCCCACGAGGACCUAACCAAUGAGCAUGUGGUGCAACGUGCGAUGGCCAACACACUGGAAUGGUCCGUAGCCGAUAGUACACCAGCCAGCCUCAAGGAGAUUUUGCUCACCUGCUGGUUGACCAAUCCCAAAGAACGCCCAUCCUUCAGUCAGUUGGGAGCCGCGCUCAGCAAGGCCAUGCAAAGUGCUGAGAAAUAAUUAGCGACAGCGUUGCCAGAUUGAUGACUGAAUUAGUGUUGGCAAACGUUAUAACUUAACAUUAACAUUUGCUAACUACGCCAAAUAUAAUUUGUAGUAUUUUUCAUAGUAUAUAGAGGAGUACUCGCAAAAUGCCGCAGCAUUUGCUUGAACCAUUUGCGAGAGUCCAAUGUUAUCGCAUCGUACUGAGUUCUAUGUAUUUAAAUGCUAGGCGUGUGUUCAACAUGCGCACUUAAUGCUAAACCUAGGAUAAGAAUACGUAUAAUCACACAACUACAUACAUUCAUAGAAAAUUGUGUAUGCAGUUGAAUUGUAAAAACCGUAAGCUGCAUAAAAUAUGCAGCUAAAAUGUAAAUAAAAACUGCCACAAACAAUUUGCAUUUAAACCAGUUGAAGCAUUUAUAGCCGUAAUCUUUGGGGUAUUUUGAGAAAUAUUUUCAAAUCUCCCAAAACAUGCGAAUAUAUAUUUAAUGAUAAGAUCAAUUUUAUAAUGUAAUCUUACAUACUGAUAAACAAACAAUUUGAAGCAUUUACAUACAUAUAGUAAGUUCAUAAAUAUUUAUAAUUAAAUUAUUUAUAAUUAAAUUAAAUAAAAUACACAACAAUGAAUUACAACGAGUAUUUUAAUUUCCAAAUUCAAUUACCUACUUAAGCCAAAUUUUUAAACAUAAAUACAUACAUACUUACGUAUAACAUAAUUUCUAAAUACAUAAAAAGCAAAUAAAUCGUAACAAAUUUAUAACUAGCCGUUUAAGCUUUGAUGCAUGUUUACAAAACAUUUAAAUGAAAUAAUAAACACGGAAUAAAUAA